This is a messenger RNA of Mucor mucedo, 1620 nucleotides long. RefSeq names its product kinase-like domain-containing protein. The record is from RefSeq and is a predicted model, not a curated record. The transcript has 4 exons. Bases 1 to 1620 code for a protein of 539 amino acids. NCBI's taxonomy places the organism in Eukaryota, Fungi, Mucoromycota, Mucoromycetes, Mucorales, Mucoraceae. Gene Ontology annotation, biological process: autophagy; peptidyl-serine phosphorylation; protein autophosphorylation. Gene Ontology annotation, cellular component: cytoplasm; autophagosome. Gene Ontology annotation, molecular function: ATP binding; protein serine/threonine kinase activity.
AUGGAGUUUUGCUCUCUAGGUGAUCUAUCACAUUAUAUUAAGAGUAUCAGAACAAACAAGGCAACUAAAGGUGCCGCAGGUGGAUUACCUGAAAGAGUCGUUCGUCAUUUCCUCAAGCAAUUAGCCAAUGCACUACAAUUUCUGAGGUCUCAAAAUCUAGUGCAUCGAGACAUCAAACCACAAAACCUUUUACUUGUUCAACCAGUAGACAACUCUGACUUACCCGUACUUAAAGUAGCAGAUUUUGGCUUUGCACGUUUCUUACCCAACACGACAUUGGCAGAUACUUUAUGUGGUUCACCACUGUACAUGGGACCCGAAAUUCUCUCGUACAAGAAAUACGAUGCCAAAGCAGAUCUCUGGAGUGUUGGCGCUGUCCUUUACGAAAUGAUGACCGGUAGACCUCCCUUUCGUGCUCAAAAUCACAUUGAACUACUCAAAAAAAUACAGGAAAAUAAUGACAAGAUUCACUUUCCAGAUGAACAACGUCCAGAUAUUAAAAUUGGCGCUGAUCUGAAGGAUCUCGUGUGUCAAUUGUUAAAAAAGAAUCCAGCUGAACGCAUGUCAUUUGAAGACUUUUUUCAGCAUUCUGCUGUUCUCACUCACACUACACCGAAUGUCAAAAGAAGACUAUCCAAUCGUCCUUCUUCUUCUUCCAGUUAUGAACCUCCUCCUUUUGCUCAGUCCAGAUGGUCUACAAAGGGUGAGGAACAUGCUCCUUGGACAUCACCCAAAGUGGAAGAUGAAGAUAUCCUACAAGAAUACAUUGUCCUUGACAGACGUAUUAUUGAAACCAACCAAUUUGCCGAUGCGCUGGAUGCUUCCCCACGUAACCCAAUACCAAUGGAAUCUCCUUCCUCUGCUGUGAAUAUACCCAUAUCCCCUUCUACACCCCCCUUUGCCCGAGAGAGAAGGACAAGUACCGGAUCCUCAGCAGGAUCAGCACUAGCCAAAGCACUCAGUAAAGCUUCUGUCCGAUUAUUCGGUACUAGUAUACCAUCACCACCCAAAGACCAUGGUCAUCUUAUGGGAUCACCGCAUGGGUUCAUGUCUUCUACUACCACACAAGGCACCAUGAAACAUAUUGAACGAUUAGCCUGUAUGGCACAUGCUGUAGCAGAGUAUGCCGAUCAAAAAUACAAGACAAACAAGACGGAAGAAGCCGUUGUACUUUACCUUAAAUCGUUGUCUAUUCUUGAAUCAGGAUUGAAUAUAGCGCAACAGUAUUGGCAAGCGAAUGAUUUAGAAAAGGAUAUACAACCGUUGAAUGAAGCGGUGCAGUGGAUGAGAGAAAAGUUUAAUGAGUGUUUAAAACGAGCGGAAUCUAUCAAGGAACAUGGACAGACGUUAGAUUCUUGUGUAGAAAAGUUAUUGUAUGAUCGAGCGUUAGAGAUGAGUCGAGCAGCGGCGGUGCAUGAAUUGGUAGGGGAGAACAUCACCGAAUGUGAACAAGAUUAUCAAACUGCGAUAUGGAUGUUGGAAGCCAUCUUACAAGUCCGACCUAACGACGAAAUAUCCAUUGAACAAGAUGACAGACGCAUCAUUACCAAGUUCAUCGACUCGAUUCGUCACAGGAUAACAGUUUUACGGAAGAAAAUGGAAAUGACGAAACGUGUUUAA